AUGUCAGAUCUACACAAAUCGUUUCUUAAACGAAUCAAAAAAAAGGAAUUGGAGUUUGGAUUGACUCUGUUGUCUGAAGAUUCGAAUGAUCAGCCAGAAUCCAUAGAUCAAAAUAUACCGGAGGUUAAUGUAUCGGCCGACGAGGGUAACAUACUAGCCAGAUUCAAAUCAUUCAAAGAGACCUACUUUACCGAGAGUGAAGUAUACCAAGACAAAGAGAGGAAUCUAUCAUUUCAAACGUACUAUCGUGCACCUUCUUCAGAUAAUACCACGGUUAUAUUCUGUGCUCAUGGUGCUGGCUCUUCUUCAAUGACAUUUGCAACACUAGCGAAGCAAAUAACACAAGAGGAGUCAUUUGGAAUAUUCACAUACGAUUUCAGAGGCCAUGGUGCAUCUUCGCCAUCUACCGAGUAUUCCCUUCCAAGUUUAGUCGAAGAUGCCCGCUUUGUUAUUACUACAUUCUUGAAGCUACAUCCAGGCAACACAUUAUAUUUACUAGGUCAUUCAUUAGGAGGUGCGGUACUAUCCAAACUUGUCAAUGUAUCCCAACCAGAAUCAGUACAUGGACUCAUCCUAUUGGACAUCGUGGAAGAAACAGCGGUCAAGUCAUUAACAGUAAUGCCACAAUUCAUAGAAAGACUACCUAAAAGAUUCCCGUCACUUGUGCACGCCAUAGACUGGCAUAUGAAAUUCUUGCUACAUAACAAGGAAUCUGCCGAAUUAAGUGUUCCUGACUUACUACACCUUGAUAAAUUAACUUGGAAAGCAGACCUACUGUUGACUACGCCAUAUUGGGAUACGUGGUUUGACGGCUUAUCAGACAAUUUCAUAAAUUUUCUGGGCCCAAAGCUCCUCCUAUUAUCCGCUCAUGAAACUUUGGAUAAAAAGUUAAUGAUUGGUCAAAUGCAGGGCAAGUAUCAAUUAGUUGUAUUUAAUAAUAAUCAAAACUCGGGCCAUUUCAUCCAUGAAGAUUUACCCAACCAGACAAGCAUAUGUGUAUCUGACUUUAUAAAACGAUCAACUAAUCCGCAAAAGUUUCUAAAACAAGAAGGAGUUGUGCCUAAAUGGGGUGGGAAAAUACAUCAAUAG
Molecule: messenger RNA, 1089 nt
Organism: Spathaspora passalidarum NRRL Y-27907
Lineage: Eukaryota; Fungi; Ascomycota; Pichiomycetes; Serinales; Debaryomycetaceae
Gene: PPE1
Product: carboxylesterase-mitochondrial 37S ribosomal protein YmS2
Exons: 1
Coding region: 1-1089 (362 amino acids)
Biological process (GO): protein demethylation
Molecular function (GO): protein methylesterase activity
Source: RefSeq, a predicted model, not a curated record